AUGACAGCCUCGCCUGCGGAGAAGAAGUAUGACUUUGGUGGUCCACUGGGUGCAGCUGCCAUAACAUUUGGCCUUCCGGUGCUUCUGCUCUUCUUUGCAUUUGGGUGUAAUGAUGUGACUGGCUGUCCGGUGCCGUCACUCUUGUAUCCAAAGAAUUUUACCUGGGAGCAGUUCAAGCUGGAGAGCGGAUGGCCGGCUGGUGGCAUCUGGGACCUUUUCAGCUGGAAGGUUACUGCUGUUAUGCUGGGCUAUUAUCUGGUCAGCUUGAUGCUGUGGAAGGUCCUGCCUGCACAGGAGGUCAAGGGGACGAAGCUCGUUCACCAUGGGAAAGCACUGGACUACCGCUUUAAUGCAUUCUCAUCAAGUAUUGUGCAUUUGGCUGUCUGCGCCGUUGGAACAUACUUCCAGGGCGCCAAUUUCUUCGUCUGGACGUAUAUCACAGACAACUACAUUCAGCUACUCACAGCAAACAUUGUGAUAGCCUAUGCAAUCUCUGUCUAUGUCUAUCUCAACAGCUUCAGCGUGGAUAUCAACUAUCCCAAUAAGGACUUACGCGAGCUGGCUAUCCGUGGAAAUACGGGCAAUACCAUAUAUGACUUCUAUAUCGGCCGCGAGUUGAACCCCCGUGUCACUCUGCCCAUCUUUGGCGAAGUUGACCUCAAGACAUGGCUAGAGAUACGGCCCGGUCUUACCGGCUGGGCCUUACUCGACCUCGCGUUUGUGGCAAAGCAAUACCGCACUUAUGGCCGUCUGUCUGAUAGUAUCGUUUUUACUGCCUUUGUACAGACAUACUAUGCUCUAGACGGCCAGCACAAGGAGCCUAGCGUCUUGACUAUGAUGGACAUUACCACAGACGGACUUGGAUUUAUGCUUACCUUCGGCGACAUUGUUUGGGUUCCUUUCCUAUACUCCACCCAGUGCCGCUAUCUCUCUGUCUAUCCCGUACAUCUUGGUUGGACAGGUGUCGCAAUUGUCAGUGCCGUGUUUGCUCUAGGCCUGUACAUCUUCCGAGCAUCAAACACUCAAAAGAACGUCUUCCGCACACGACCGGACGACCCAAGUGUGGCCGGCCUCUCUUACAUCCAAACAAAGCGAGGAACCAGGCUGUUGACAUCUGGAUGGUGGGGAGUAUCCCGCCAUAUCAACUAUUUUGGUGACUGGUUGCAGGCUUCUCCCUUUAGCUGGCCUACCGGGUUAGCUGGUUACAUGAUCUUGCCGGCCGGGAGUGCUGCUGCGGCUGCACAGGCUUUUACUAUGUUGGAUGGCAGGGAGGUGGUUCAGGGAGAAGCCAAGGGCUGGGGUAUUGUUUUUACGUACUUUUACGUGCUUUACUUUGCUAUCUUACUAAUGCAUCGUGAACGAAGAGAUGACGGGGCAUGCUUUAAGAAGUACGGUGAUGACUGGAAUAGAUACAAGGCUAUUGUCAAAUGGAGGAUUCUACCGUGGGUUUACUAG
Messenger RNA from Nannizzia gypsea CBS 118893, 1455 nucleotides. Its product is annotated as Delta(14)-sterol reductase. Gene Ontology annotation, cellular component: endoplasmic reticulum membrane. The coding region runs from base 1 to 1455 and encodes 484 amino acids. Gene Ontology annotation, biological process: ergosterol biosynthetic process. The record is from RefSeq and is a predicted model, not a curated record. Gene Ontology annotation, molecular function: Delta14-sterol reductase activity. Lineage: Eukaryota; Fungi; Ascomycota; Eurotiomycetes; Onygenales; Arthrodermataceae. The transcript is spliced from 3 exons.